This is a messenger RNA of Caenorhabditis elegans, 1420 nucleotides long. It is a transcript of the gene T10B10.8, whose product is annotated as Nucleotide-diphospho-sugar transferase. NCBI's taxonomy places the organism in Eukaryota, Metazoa, Nematoda, Chromadorea, Rhabditida, Rhabditidae. The transcript is spliced from 7 exons. The record is from RefSeq and is marked reviewed. Bases 6 to 1355 code for a protein of 449 amino acids.
GUUGAAUGAAUGCUUUCAUUCUUGGUUUAUUGUUUCUGAUAACCUUUCCGAAUGAGCAAGUUAGUGCUCAAAAAUAUGCAUUUGUGUCUGUACUGUCAUCAAAUGAUUUUCUGAUUCCUGCAAAAGUAUUAGCAUAUCGGCUGAAAAAGCUGAACUCUUCAAUUCCAUAUAUCAUCAUCGUGACACAGGAUAUAACAGAAUAUUCAAUAAAUGAGUUGAAGCAACAAGGAGUUAUAGUGCGUAAUGACACCAAGAUCGACACACCAUAUAUUAAAACGCACAAAGCUAGGAAGUAUCAGUACACCAAAAUCCGACUCUGGGCGAUGACCGAGUUUGACGUCAUCGUCCAUCUUGAUUUGGAUAUUUUGCCAACUCGAGACAUCUCAACCUUGUUUGAGUGUGGAUCAUUUUGUGCCUCAUUUCGACACUCGGAUAUGUUCAACUCGGGGGUUUUCGUAUUGAAAACCAAUGAAACUGUCUUCCAUGACAUGGAGCAGCAUGUUGCAUCAGCGGAGUCAUACGAUGGCGGUGAUCAAGGAUUUUUGAACACUUACUUUAGCGAUCUCAAGUUUGCACCAAUGUAUGACCCGAACAAAGCACCGCAUACGUGCGAGAACUAUUCCAUGAAUCGAUUAUCUGCACAAUUUAAUUACGAUAUUGGAAUGUAUUAUUUGAACAAUGGAAGGUUACUUGUGGACCCUGCAAUUUUCCAUUACACUCUUGGGCCAACAAAGCCAUGGUUGUGGUGGACCUAUCCGAUAUUUGACUUAAAUUGGAUGUGGUUGGAUGCAAGGCAGGAAAUGGAGCAAGGAUCAAGUGCAGAUUUUGAUACAUGCGUUUCUCUGGCCACCACAAAUUGCUUGCUCAUAGUUUCUCUACUUGUCAUAAAGCUGGUUAUCGAGCGCUUUGUGGUCAACGUAAUCAGUACGAGGAGUGUCAGCAGCAUAGAAACUCAUUUAGUUUCUCAAUCCAUAUAUUUGUUCUCAAUGUGGUUUGCAUUAAAACUUGCACAUCCGUCUGCACAACCUGUUGCUGCCUGGGUGUUUUUCACGUCAAAUUUGGCUUGGACAACAUCAAUCUUGACGGCCAUCUACACCCGACUGCGAUCAGGUUUUGAUGUAAAAAUUCAGUCGAUAAUCUCAUGUGUGUUCUUCACAAUGCUAUGUUACGCACUUGCUUGGCUCAUUGUCCUUCAAAUCUCGCACUUCAAUACAAGAGUUCUCACCGCAAUCUUCUUCAUUCUUGCCCAACAGAUUCUCAUUGUCAUGUUCAUUCGCCAUUCGCUCAUCGUGAAACCCAGCAGACAGCAAACUCAUAAAUACCAAAUCCUUCCCAACAAUCAUUACGUAGCAUGAUGAUGAUUAAUUGCCAUUUUAAAAUAGAAAAACAAAGAUGAAAUGAUAUAAAUAAUGUUCGUUUU